This is a messenger RNA of Mustela erminea (ermine), 4517 nucleotides long. It is a transcript of the gene IGFN1, whose product is annotated as immunoglobulin like and fibronectin type III domain containing 1. NCBI's taxonomy places the organism in Eukaryota, Metazoa, Chordata, Mammalia, Carnivora, Mustelidae. Gene Ontology annotation, molecular function: protein binding. The record is from RefSeq and is a predicted model, not a curated record. Bases 99 to 4019 code for a protein of 1306 amino acids. The transcript is spliced from 13 exons.
GGGGUAAGGAACAUUAUAAGGAUGGCUUGGGGGUUUCUGGAAGAAUUGGAUCAGGGGAUGAGGUAGGUUAUGGGGAUGGUCUGGGGCAUUCUGGGAGAAUGGGAACAGAGGAUGAGGCAGGUCAUGGGGAUGGCUUAGGGGAUUCUGGGAGAACUGGGCCAAAGGGUGAGAAAGGUUAUGGGGACGGCUUGGAAGGUUCUGGUAGAAUUGGAUCAAGGGGUGAGGGACGUUUUAAGGAUGGUUUGGGGGGUUCUGGCAGAAUGGGGAUGGGGGAUGAGGCAGGUUAUGCGGAUGGCUUGGGAGGUUCUGAGAAAAUGGGGCCAGGAGGUACAGGUUAUAGGGAUGGCUUGGGAGGUCCUAGAAGAGUUGGGUCAGGGGGUGAGGCAGGUUAUAAGGCUGGUUUGUGGGGUUCUGGGAGAAUGGGGAUGGGGGGUGAGGCAGGUUAUGGAGAUGGCUUGGUAGAGUCUGGGAGAAUUGGAUCAGGGGGUGAUGCAGGUUAUAAGGAUGGUUUGGGGGCUUCUGAGAGAAUGGGGGUAGGGGGUAAAGCAGGUUAUGGGGCUGGCUUGGGGGAAUCUGAGAGAAUUGGGCCAAGGGGUGACAAAGGUUAUAAAGAUGGUUUGGGGGUUUCUGGGAGACUUGGGUCAGGGGGAGAGGCAGGUUAUAAGGAUGGUUUGGGGAGUUCUGGGAGACUCAGGUCAGGACAUGAAGCAGGCCCUAGGGAUGGUUUGGGGGGUGCUAGGGGACUGGGGUCAGGAAGUGAGGCAGAUUAUAGGGGAGGCUCAGGAAGAUCUGGAGAAAUGGGGUCAGAAGGUGAGGUGGGCCACAGAGAUGCUUCAGGGAAGUUCAGAGUAACAGGCACACAGGCUGGAGUAGGAUAUGAAGGUGGACCCAGGAGCCAAGAAACCAUAGAGCAUGCUCCAGGCCAAGAAGGGGCUGGUCGGUGUCAAGACCCACAGUUCCUGGAUAGCAAAGUUUCAGGUCUUGGAAGGGGCAGGUCUACUGGCUCAGGGGACUCAGGCAUCCUGGAUAAGGGGAAUUUCACUGAUAGGGAGAGGAGUCUCACCCAAAAACCUGGGGAUUUAGGGCGUCGGGGAGCUUGGAAUCGUCUAGAUGGUCCCUUGGCCGGAAAAGACUCUAUGGACAGAUCAGAGGGUAUCCAGGGCCUGGGCUUUCAGCUAGACAAAGGGCAAAGAGGAGAAAGAGGAUCCCUGGGGUAUCAGGGGUCCCUGGGGGCUGAGAAUGACAGAGCCCAAGGUCCAGGGGCCCUAAAGGAGUAUGAGAGAUGGGGAGCAGAAGAGUCUGGAGGGUCAGACAGAAGGCCUGGCCAGUUCAGCAGGUCUCAAAGACGGUUGGGGGUGGAGGCUGGAACAGCAAAGGGAAGGGGAGCAGACAAGGCCAGAGCCUCGGGGCAGCCCCUGGGAGGAGAGGACCGAGAGAGCCGAAGGGUGACUCUGCACGAAGACCAGAGUUGGGAGCCCCUGAGUCAUCUUGGCAGCAGGAGAGGUGGCCCGGAGGGCAGGUCAGACAUCUAUGGUCAGGGGAGGGAUGCCACCCAGAGUCCCAGAUCCAGACACAAGCCUGGCACUGGCGGUUUCUCCAAGGAGGCCCAAGGCCCCAGGGGCUACUUCUCCCAGGGCCUGGCUGACACGGAAGUGCAGCAGGGAGAGGCUGCUGUGCUCUCCUGUACCCUCACCCGCGACCUGGGCCCCGGUGCCUGGUUUAAAGAUGGAGUCAAGCUCAGCGCCCAGGAUGGAGUCGUCUUUGAGCAAGAUGGUCUCGUGCACAAGCUCCUCAUUGCCCACGUGCAGGGGACCCAGGCUGGGAGGUACACCUUUGUAGCCGGCAACCAGCGGAGCGAGGCCACCCUGAGUGUCCACGAUCGCCCCGUCAUCGCUGCUGAUGUGACAGAGAAACUGAGAGAGCCACUGGUGGUCAAGGCUGGGAAGCCGGUGACGGUGAAGAUCCCCUUCCAGAGCCGCCUCCCAGUUCAGGCUUCCUGGAAGAAGGACGGGACCGAAGUGGCGGACAGCGGCCGCCGCCAGGGAGCGCAGGUGGCCCUGGGGGAAGGCUUCACCCGGCUGUGCCUCCCCAGCGCCAGCAGGAAGGACGGUGGCCGGUACCGCGUGACACUGAAGAGCGAGGGCGGCUCUGUGCAGGCUGAGCUCACCCUGCAAGUUAUAGACAAGCCCCAGGCCCCACAAGGUCCCCUGGAGGUAGAGGAUCGCCGGGUGGCUGGUGUCUGCCUCCACUGGCGGCCCCCAAAGGACGACGGGGGCCGGGCCGUGGAGCACUACGUGGUGGAGAGGCGGCAAGCCGGCCGGACCGCUUGGCUGAAGGUGGGCGAGCCCCCUGCCGGCAGCACCACCUUCACCGAUGCCCACGUGGAGCAGGGCAGGAAAUACACCUUCCGGGUGCGAGCUGUGACCUCUGAGGGGGCGGGGGAAGCCUUGGAGUCCACGGAGGUGUUGGUGGCUCCUGAGGCUCUCCCCGGGCCCCCUUCAAGCCCAGCCAUCCAGUCGGCCUCCAGCCAGGGCAUCACGCUGACGUGGACGGCACCUCGGGGCCCUGGCAGUGCCCACAUCCUGGGCUACUUGAUUGAGAAACGCAAGAAGGGGAGCAGCGCCUGGACACCAGUGAAUGCCCAGCCUGUGCCUGAGAGGAGGUGGACCGUGGCAGACGUGCGACAGGGCUGUCAGUAUGAGUUUCGGGUCACAGCUGUGUCUCCCUCUGGCCCCGGAGAGCCUGGGCCUCCAUCGGAUGCCGUCUUUGCUCGGGACCCCAUGAGACCACCCGGGCCCGUGCGGGACCUCCAAGUCACAGACACGUCGCACACUAGCAUCACCUUGAGUUGGGCCCAGCCAGACACGCAGGAUGGGGAUACAGCCCAGGGCUACGUGGUGGAGCUGCGUGGCUCAGACAGUCUGCAGUGGAGCCCCUGCCACGAGGGCACCGUGCCAGUCACCACCUUCACUGCCAAAGGGCUUCGGCCCCAAGAGAGCUACUUCGUGAGGGUGACAGCUGUCAACGACGGAGGCCGUGGCCAGCCCACCUCCCUGGACACGUUAGUGCAAGUUGUGCCCGUUGCUGUCCGUCCCAAGUUCCUGAUGGACUCCAGCAGACGGGACUCGCUGGUGGUCCGAGCUGGGGAGACCAUUCGUGUGCCUGUCUCCUUUGAAGCUGUCCCCAUGCCUGAAGUGACCUGGCUGAAGGACGGCUUGCCCUUGCUUAAAAGUAAUGUGACCUCCACCAAGGAGGGUCUCACCCAGCUUCUGAUUCCUGUGGCCAGCCUCUCAGACAGUGGCGUCUACACUGUGCUGCUGAGGAGCCCGCAGGGCACAGAGGCUCUCUACCGCUUCUCCCUCAGGGUGGCAGCGUGUCCGAAGGCACCUGGGCCCAUCAGCCUGAAGGAGAACGUGCCCGGGACAGUGACGGCCGAGUGGGAGCCCUCUCCAGACGAGGCUGGGGGUGUCCCCCUGUACUACGAGGUGCUGACACGCUCCUCGGUGCACGGGCCCUGGCGCCAGGCGGCCGACCGUGUGCACACCAACCACUACACCCUCCUGGGCGUGCUCCCCGGCCGCGAGUACCACUUCCGGGUGGUGGCCAAGAACGAGCUGGGGGCCAGCCUGCCCUCGGACACCAGCCAGCCCUGGCGUAUCCCCCGGCAGCGAGACAGGUUCACGGUGAAGUCUCCAAGCUACCGGGAGCCUAACCUGAGCCAGAAGCCCCGGUUCCUGGUGGGGCUGCGGACCCACCUGCUGCCGCAGGGCUGCGAGUGCUGCAUGAGCUGUGCUGUGCAGGGCUGGCCGCGGCCCCACGUCACCUGGUUCAAGGACGAACAGAGCCUGGCCGGAAACCCUGCCGUGUACAGCACCGACGUGCUGGGCGUGUGCUCCCUCGUCAUCCCCAGCGUCUCCCCCAAGGACAGCGGCCAGUACAAGGCAGUGGCGGAGAACGCGCUGGGUCAGGCCGUCAGCACUGCCACCCUCAUUGUCACAGGUGAAGAAUCCAGCUCCUAACACCACCUCACCCUGGAGUCCUGUCUGGCUCGAUGGUCGUGGAUGACGACAGAUCCCUGAAACUUCGCUCUGGACACCCACACUGGCCCAGACAGACAGUCCUAAAGGACGGAGGACACCGGUCGUGCCUGGAGCCCCAGGGAGACAGGAGCGAGGAGCAGGAGGGCAUGGAGUCCUUGGGGGAAGAAAAAGAAGAAGAGGGGCGACCUUCAGCCUCUCCACCCCAAAGCCAACUCCCUGAACGUGACCAUGAACCUCCUCCACUCUCUCCAUGGGGGCUUCUUUCUUCUCUACUUCUUGCGAGAGAUCCGGAGUGAACCCGUCGGCCAGAACAAGGCCCAGCCCUUGUUUUCUGGAAGCGGGUUCUUGGAAGAGCUGGGCCUGCUGUGAGCACAGGAGGGAGGAAUGAGGAGGUCAGAGGAGCUGCAUGAGGGCCGGGGGACCCAGGGGGUGUCUGGAGGGUGCGCUUUCUGUACUUUUCAUCAUUAAAACAUUAGG